Molecule: messenger RNA, 762 nt
Organism: Lytechinus pictus (painted urchin)
Lineage: Eukaryota; Metazoa; Echinodermata; Echinoidea; Temnopleuroida; Toxopneustidae
Exons: 2
Coding region: 1-762 (253 amino acids)
Biological process (GO): attachment of mitotic spindle microtubules to kinetochore
Source: RefSeq, a predicted model, not a curated record
AUGACCGUUUUUGAACAGGUUUUUGGGGUGUUGUGUCAAAUACCAACAUCGUCACCACACCCUCAUGAAAAGAUACCAACAUCGUCACCACACCCUAAUGAAAAGAUACCAAUAUCGUCACCACACCCUAACGAAAAGAUACCAACAUCGUCACCACAUCCUAAUGAAAAGAUACCAACAUUGUCACCACACCCUCAUGAAGAGAUACCAACAUCGUCACCACACCCUAAUGAAAAGAUACCAACAUCGUCACCACAUCCUAAUGAAAAGAUACCAAUAUCGUCACCACAUCCUAAUGAAGAGAUACCAACAUCGUCACCAUACCUUAAUGAAAAGAUACCAAUAUCGUCACCACAUCCUAAUGAAAAGAUACCAACAUCGUCACCACACCCUAAUGAAAAGAUACCAACAUCGUCACCACAUCCUAAUGAAAAGAUACCAACAUUGUCACCACACCCUCAUGAAGAGAUACCAACAUCGUCACCACACCCUAAUGAAAAGAUACCAACAUCGUCACCAAAUCCUAAUGAAAAGAUACCAAUAUCGUCACCACAUCCUAAUGAAGAGAUACCAACAUCGUCACCAUACCUUAAUGAAAAGAUACCAAUAUCGUCACCACAUCCUAAUGAAAAGAUACCAACAUCGUCACCACACCCUAAUGAAAAGAUACCAACAUCGUCACCACACCCUAAUGAAAAUAUACCAACAUCGUCACCACACCUUUAUGACAAUACACCAAAAUCAUCACCACAACCUCAUUAA